Dermacentor silvarum is the source of this 1200-nucleotide messenger RNA. RefSeq names its product heterogeneous nuclear ribonucleoprotein 27C (gene Hrb27C). Gene Ontology annotation, molecular function: RNA binding. Lineage: Eukaryota; Metazoa; Arthropoda; Arachnida; Ixodida; Ixodidae. The transcript has 11 exons. The coding region runs from base 130 to 1077 and encodes 315 amino acids. The record is from RefSeq and is a predicted model, not a curated record.
CUUGGCUUCUUUCUCUUGUUCCUGUUCGUUGUUUGGACCGAACGUGUCGCAAGUUUGGUGCUGGUGCGAAGUAGCAGUAUUCGAGAGCCGCUGGUGUUCUGAGCCUGUUUUUCACAAACGCCCCAAGAAAUGGCCCGCCGGGAAAAUGAGGAGCAAGGGAAAAUAUUUGUGGGGGGCCUCAGUUGGGAGACCACACAAGAGAGCCUGCUCAACUACUUUAGCCGUUUUGGUGAAGUAGUGGACAGUGUGGUGAUGUGCAAUGAGACAGGCCGGUCUCGUGGCUUUGGAUUCGUCACUUUCCGGGACCCCAGCUGUGUGGCCACCGUGUUGGCUGGAGGACCGCACCAACUGGAUGGGCGAACAGUGGAUCCAAAAUCAUGCAAUCCACGCAGUGCCAGCCGUCCUGGUGGAGGAGGAGGAGGCCCAGGGGCCAGGGGUGGUCGAGGCAAAGGCAGCACAACUAAGAUAUUUGUUGGUGGCCUUCCUGCCACUGUGACAGAGACAGACUUGCACGCCUUCUUCUCCGAGUAUGGAAAAGUGACAGAAGUUCUUAUCAUGUAUGACCAAGAGCAGCGACGUUCUCGAGGCUUUGGCUUCGUGAGCUUUGAGACAGAAGAUGCGGUCAACCAGUUAACUGGACAGCGUUACGUCGAGAUCAGUGGAAAGCAGGUUGAGUGCAAGCGGGCGGAGCCCAAGGAAAGCAGGAUGCCCAAGGGUGGCCGCCCUGGUGGAGGUGGCGGCGGCUGGGGUGGACAGCAGCAACAAUGGGGGUGGGGAUCAUCCAAUGGGGGUGGCUCUAACAUGAACUCCGGCUACCAGGGCUAUGGUGGCUACAACAGCUGGGGAAAUAACCAGAACAGUUAUGGCUAUGGAGGAGCUGGUGACCAGUCCUACAGUGGUUAUGGAUCAUAUGGGCAGCAGCAGCCCUCAAGCUAUGGACCCAUGCGCACUGGCUACAGUGAUGGAUAUACAGCUACCCCAACAGCUACUGGUGGCUACAACGCACCCAGCACCAAUGGCAUGGCAGCUGCUGCAGUCGGCCAAACUGAUGGCGCUUACCAUCCGUACCGGAGGUGAAUCUGAAGGCACCAGCGAGUGUACAUUCCUCACGCCUCCCCUCCCCCCCUUUUUUUUUUCUCGUCCUCUCAAUGAAGUCCACCUCAUCACCCUGGAUUUUUUAUACACUCAUUUGCCUACAGA